Messenger RNA from Culicoides brevitarsis, 480 nucleotides. Its product is annotated as larval cuticle protein 9-like. The record is from RefSeq and is a predicted model, not a curated record. Gene Ontology annotation, cellular component: chitin-based extracellular matrix. Gene Ontology annotation, molecular function: structural constituent of chitin-based larval cuticle. NCBI's taxonomy places the organism in Eukaryota, Metazoa, Arthropoda, Insecta, Diptera, Ceratopogonidae. Bases 5 to 409 code for a protein of 134 amino acids. The transcript is spliced from 3 exons.
CUCGAUGAAGAUGGGGGUAUAUAAGAGAAGAUCCUGUCUAUCUUUUUAUUAUUCGUGCAAAACACACAGCUCAAGCAACAACCCUCCAAGCAAUAAAAUUUCAAGCAUCAUGAAAUUCGCGAUCUUAUUUGUCGUUAUGUUCGUUGGCUGUGCCAUCGCUGCGCCCCAAAGUGACGUGCAAUUAUUGAAAUUCGAAAAUAACGUCGAUGGCGAUAACUACAACUUUGCCUAUGAGCAAUCGGAUGCCCAGAAACGCGAUGAAUCUGGAACUUUUGAGGCAGGCGCUGAACCUGAAAAGGGAGAAAUGAAGGUUGUUGGCGAAUAUUCGUACCAAAUUGAUGGAAAAACUGUCACAGUUACAUACACUGCCGACGCCAAUGGAUACCGCCCCAAGGUCUCAAUCUCAUAAAUUCUGCCAAUUGUGAGAAAUCAUUUGAAUUAAAAAAAAAAUUAAAUAAAAAAUUUGUGUGAAAAUGUGAA